Messenger RNA from Sodiomyces alkalinus F11, 306 nucleotides. RefSeq lists its product as hypothetical. Bases 1 to 306 code for a protein of 101 amino acids. The transcript has 4 exons. The record is from RefSeq and is a predicted model, not a curated record. Lineage: Eukaryota; Fungi; Ascomycota; Sordariomycetes; Glomerellales; Plectosphaerellaceae.
AUGAGUUGGCCCAAAUCUCUCCUUGUCAUUGGUCACUUCGGCCUUGGUCCCCGAAACAGCGCGCUAGUUUCGUCACUGUUCGUCCGGACAACCGGGCUUGUCAAUGCCCAAAGUAUUCGCAAGUAUCAACUCAGAAAUACCAUGAGAGCGAAUGUCACGACCACUAACUUUUGCCAAUAUGAUCUGCUACACUAUGAGUCUGGCGCCGUCAGGACUCCAGCAUUAAAUGCUGAGCUGGCGUUCGGUGCGACGGGCCCUUUUUCCUCUUCAGACCAAAGUCACAAAAAUGGAGAGCGAUCCAAGUAG